CCUGUGGAUCCAAAUCCAACGGCCCACGGGUAUCCUAACACCUGCCCAAAAGAGGACCGAGGAGUCUUCCUCCCCCGUCCACCGCUGCUCGCGAAUCACCACAGAUCGCCGCGGCGGAGACGAAGAGCGGCGGCGCAGAGGCUCUCAGAUCCGGCGAGAUGGCGGCGAAGGCGAUCUCGAGCCCCGUGCCGGUGGACUGGUACCCGACGCUGGCCGUCGUCAUGGUCGCCGUCGGCCUCAUGUUCACCGCCUCUUUCUUCAUCUAUGAAGCGACUUCAUCCAGGCGUAACCGUAGCUUAGCAAAGGAGAUUGCCACAGCAACCAUCGCAUCUGUUUUUCUGGGGUUUGGAUCUCUUUUCGUGCUUCUUGCAAGUGGUGUUUAUGUCUGAUCGCCUGGGGCCAUGCAGAAAGCAUUUUGUUGUGUUAUCUAUUCCAUAGUGAAAGUUCAUCUAGGAUAUGUAAGGUCCUGAAAUUACGUGCAUGUUCCUACUUCUUAGGUAAUAUGCCUUAUCGACAUGGGUAUGCUUUAGAUAAAAAUUGACGAGAGGUGUUUAAGACUUAUUUUUGUGCCAUUAUAUUAGGCAAAAUUUGCUACAGUGCACCGAAAGAUUGCGGUCUUUGCUGUGACACACCCGAAGAUUGUGUAUUUGCUCGUGGACACCUAAAAAAUAUGGUAAUUAGCUAGUGGACACCGACCGCAUUAUUUUA
Messenger RNA from Oryza sativa Japonica Group (Japanese rice), 708 nucleotides. RefSeq lists its product as uncharacterized. The record is from RefSeq and is a predicted model, not a curated record. Gene Ontology annotation, biological process: protein N-linked glycosylation. Gene Ontology annotation, cellular component: membrane-bounded organelle. Lineage: Eukaryota; Viridiplantae; Streptophyta; Magnoliopsida; Poales; Poaceae.